AUGUUGCAGCAGCAGAGACUUCCGGUCACGGUGUUCCUCAGCUUGCUGCUUCUCGCCACUCUGGUCCCCGGCGUCGAGGCCCGCCGCGGCCGUGGAGGCGGGGGCUUUAGCCGGGGAGGAGGAGGAAGCCCCGGCCGGGGCUGGGGGGGUCAGGCCUACAGGCCGGCUCCCGUGGUGAUCCAGAACAGGGGCCCCAGUGCGGGGAAGGUGGCCGGGGCCGCUGCUGCGGGGGCCAUAGGAGGCGCCAUGCUCGGCUCUGCCCUGAGCCGCCCCGGGUACGGAGGAGGAUACGGAUACGGGGGAGGAUACGGGGGAGGAUACGGCGGGUACGGGGGAUACGGAGGAGGAUUUGGAUACCCACGCUAUGGCGGCGGCGGCGGCGGCGGCGGCUACGGCUCCAGGCCCGGCUAUGAGCCCGAGGGCUCCGGAGACAUGGAGUACUACACAGGGGCCUCCAGUGGCCCCAUCUACAACAGCAUCAUCGUGGUGAUCGGCUCGCUGCUGUCUCUGCUCGUGGGCCACUGGGUGGCGGCCCUGUAGAGCAGCUCCUAAAGAUAAACCCAGAGCGAGUCCAG
This is a messenger RNA of Salarias fasciatus (jewelled blenny), 575 nucleotides long. RefSeq names its product glycine-rich cell wall structural protein 2-like. Bases 1 to 540 code for a protein of 179 amino acids. The record is from RefSeq and is a predicted model, not a curated record. NCBI's taxonomy places the organism in Eukaryota, Metazoa, Chordata, Actinopteri, Blenniiformes, Blenniidae. The transcript has a single exon.